Messenger RNA from Elaeis guineensis (African oil palm), 1192 nucleotides. RefSeq names its product derlin-1. Lineage: Eukaryota; Viridiplantae; Streptophyta; Magnoliopsida; Arecales; Arecaceae. The record is from RefSeq and is a predicted model, not a curated record.
UCAGCCAAGAAUCGGGUGUUCCAGGAGUUCCAAGACCUUCUUAUCUCACGCCUCUCCGGUCGAACAUAUGCUGUUCUUCCCUUCCUUCUCUCCAACUUUUCUUGGCUUUUCUCUCCGUCUCCGUCUCCGUCUCCGUCUCCGUGUCCCCAUCGAUCGAUAAGGGCAAUUCCGGAUCUAACGUCUCUCUUCGACUUGGGGCGAUGUCUACGCCCGCGGAAUUCUAUAAUUCUCUUCCACCAAUCAGCAAGGCAUAUGGGACGCUGUGUUUGCUGACCACAGCGGCAUAUCAGUUAGGAAUACUUUCUCCUGAAAGUAUUGCACUAUUCUAUCCUUUUGUAGUUUCACGUUUUCAGGUGUGGAGGUUGCUCACAAACUUUUUCUUCCUUGGUAAAUUUUCAAUCAACUUUGGAAUUCGUCUUCUCAUGAUAGCAAGAUAUGGAGUACAGUUGGAGAGAGGUCCUUUCGAUAAGCGUACUGCAGACUUUUUAUGGAUGAUGAUGUUUGGAGCAUUCUCAUUGUUGGCUUUGUCUGCCAUCCCUCCUUUGUGGUCCCCUUUCUUAGGGAUUUCACUGGUCUUUAUGCUUCUCUAUGUUUGGAGUAGAGAGUUUCCAGAUGCCCAGAUCAACAUAUAUGGCCUCGUUACGCUAAAGGCAUUUUAUCUACCAUGGGUGAUGCUUUCUCUGGAUGUUAUCUUUGGUUCACCACUUAUGCCUGACUUACUGGGAAUUGUCGCUGGGCAUCUGUACUACUUCCUAACGGUGUUGCAUCCUCUUGCUGGUGGAAAAAAUAUUCUGAAGACUCCUAAUUGGGUACACAGAGUAGUUGCUCGGUGGGCAAUACGAUCUCCAGCCUUUUCCUCCGCGAGGCCUAAUGAUACGACUGCUGGCGUGGCCUUCCGGGGGCGAAGCUAUAGGUUAAAUAGAUGACCGGGUCAUCCUAGGUGUGCACGAGUUAUGUUAUGCUUGAUGUAGCCUGUUCUGGAACGUCCUUUUAGGUUCAAGUUGUAAGUGAAAGGAAAAAAAAUUCUGCAGUUCAGUGAGCAAUUGAAAAUUUUCUUGCAGCUCAAGCAAAUUAGGAAGCGAGGAAAAAGUGUUGUUUUUACAGAAAUGUUAUGGAUCGAGAUAUUUUUAUGAUCCCUGACCAUAGCUGAGUCAAAUUAAUUCGAUCUCCUGGCAUCUGCAUCUUUAUCUUA